Molecule: messenger RNA, 7070 nt
Organism: Nothobranchius furzeri (turquoise killifish)
Lineage: Eukaryota; Metazoa; Chordata; Actinopteri; Cyprinodontiformes; Nothobranchiidae
Gene: lrp5
Product: low density lipoprotein receptor-related protein 5
Biological process (GO): canonical Wnt signaling pathway
Molecular function (GO): Wnt-protein binding; Wnt receptor activity
Source: RefSeq, a predicted model, not a curated record
CCACCGCGGCCUGCUUGCUGUCUGUGCGCGCUCCCGAAAGUCCAAAGUAUAAAGAAGCGCGCGCGCUGAAUCGGGGGAAUAAAGAAAACAUAGAGUCGGAGUCACAGCGCGGAACCAGCCACGGUACCUGAGCAGUAGAACCUAUGUUUGCAGGGAAGAGUGACCUGUUUCCGACCUAAGGAGGAACGGCCGAACAUGGACUGGGAGUUAUGGGAGCUCUGGAUUUAAAACGUAGAGGACUGGGAAUGGGUGGUCUGCUGGCGGAGCUGCUGCUGCUGUGGACUGGUCUCCUAGGAGCGGCCGGUGCCUCACCCCUCCUUCUUUUUGCCAACCGACGUGACGUACGAUUAGCAGAUGCAGGUGGUGUGCGUGGUGAGUCAGCCAUUGUCGUUGGUGAUCUAGAAGACGCAGCAGCAGUGGACUUCCUGUACGCAGAGGGCCUGAUAUUUUGGACUGAUGUCAGCGAGGAGGCUAUCAAACAAACACGCUGGAAUCAUUCAUCCAACUCCCUUAAAGAGGCUCUGGGAACCGGCCAGACUGUGGUAGUGUCGGGCCUGAAUAGUCCUGAUGGGCUAGCCUGUGACUGGUUGGGUAAAAAGCUCUACUGGACAGACUCUGACACUAAUCGAAUCGAAGUGGCUAACCUCGAUGGGACCUUCAGAAAGGUCCUGUUUUGGAUGGACUUGGACCAACCCAGGGCUAUUGCUCUUAACCCUGGCCAACGAUACUUAUACUGGACUGACUGGGGAGAGGAGCCCAGGAUAGAGCGUGCUGGCAUGGAUGGCAGUAGCAGGAAGGUGAUAGUGAAUAAGGACAUACACUGGCCUAACGGACUCACCAUAGACCUAGUGGAACAGAAGUUGUACUGGGCUGAUGCCAAACUCAGCUUCAUUCACAGAGCCAACCUGGAUGGAUCGGCACGAGAAGCGGUGGUGGAGGGCACCCUGACUCAUCCCUUUGCGCUAACGCUGUCUGAGGAGACGUUGUACUGGACCGACUGGCAGACCCGCUCCAUCCAUGCCUGUAACAAACACAGCGGAGACAAAAGCAGAGAGAUUCUCGGUGGGAUUUACUCUCCCAUGGACAUCCAGGUUCUGGAGCUCUACCGACAGCCUUACAUCCAGACGCCCUGCAGUGAAAAUAACGGAGGCUGCAGUCACCUGUGUCUCCUCUCACCUGUUCAGCCCUUCUACAGCUGUGCCUGUCCCACAGGAGUCCAACUCAAAGCAGACAGAAAGACCUGCAAACCAGGGGCAGAGGAGGUUUUGUUGCUGGCUCGCCGGACAGACCUGAGGAGAAUCUCACUUGAUUUGCCAGAUUUCACUGACAUACUAUUGGAGGUUAAUGACAUCCGCCAUGCCAUUGCAAUUGACUACGACCCAGUUGAAGGUCUUGUGUACUGGACAGAUGAUGAAGUUCAGGCUAUCCGGCGUUCCCACAUUGAUGGAAGGAAUGCCGUGGUGCUGGUCUCCACAGAACUCAAACACCCAGAUGGGAUUGCUGUUGACUGGGUGGCCAGAAACCUGUACUGGACAGACACUGGCACUGAUCGGAUUGAGGUCACCAGGCUAAAUGGAACGUCUCGUAAGAUUCUGAUUUCUGAGAACCUGGAUGAGCCCAGAGCUAUAGUGCUGGAUCCUGUGAAUGGUUACAUGUACUGGACCGACUGGGGUGAGCAUCCCAAGAUCGAGCGUGCAAACCUGGAUGGAACCGACAGGGUGGUCCUUCUCAACACCUCACUGGGCUGGCCCAAUGGGCUAGCUCUGGACAACGCUGCAGGGAAACUUUACUGGGGUGACGCUAAAACCGACAAGAUAGAGGUGAUCAGUGUCAACGGCAGCAACAGACAGACUCUGCUUGAAGACAAGCUGCAUCAUAUCUUUGGCUUUACUCUGCUGGGUGAUUAUAUCUAUUGGACCGACUGGCAGAGACGCAGCAUUGAGCGAGUCCACAAAACCACUGCUGUACGAGAAAUCAUCAUCGAUCAGCUGCCAGAUUUAAUGGGGUUAAAGGCCACUAAAGUGGCGGUGACUCACGGUACCAACGGGUGUGCAGUGGAUAAUGGAGGGUGCAGCCACCUGUGUUUCUGGUGUCAGCGGGCCGUCCGCUGUGCCUGCCCCAUGGGUCUGGAGCUCCUCUCGGACCUCCACACCUGUGUGGUUCCUGAGGCCUUCCUGCUCUUCACCAACAGGGACAGCAUCCGCAGCAUCUCUUUGGGCACAAACAGCAAUGAUGUGGCCAUUCCUCUGACAGGAGUUAAAGAGGCGUCGGUCCUUGGGUUUGAUGUUUCUGAAAAGAGGAUUUACUGGACAGAUAUCCAGGCCAAGAAAAUUAGCCGAGCUUUUAUGAACGGCAGCUCUGUGGAACAUGUCGUAGAGUUUGGACUGGAUUACCCAGAAGGCAUGGCGGUUGACUGGAUGGGUCGUAACAUCUAUUGGGCAGACACAGGGACGAACCGCAUUGAGGUGGCCCAGUUGGAUGGCCAGUACCGACAAGUUCUAGUCUAUAAGGACCUCGACAACCCGCGCUCACUGGACAACCCACGAUCCCUAGCACUGGACCCAGCUAACGGUUAUAUGUACUGGACAGAAUGGGGGGGUCGUCCACGUAUAGCCAGAGCUUACAUGGAUGGUAACACCAUCAUUACCCUGGUGGAUAAAGUGGGCCGUGCCAACGGACUGACCAUUGACUACGUAGAACAUCGACUCUACUGGACGGAUCUGGAUACGUGUAUGAUUGAAAGCUCCAACAUGCAGGGUCUGCAGAGGGAGAUCAUAGUGGAUGACCUCCCUCAUCCCUUCGGCCUGACUCAGUACAGGGAUUUCAUCUACUGGACAGAUUUUAACCUGCGCAGCAUCGAGCGGGCCGACAAGCGCGGUGGCUUCAACCGCACUGUGGUACUUCAGGGCCAGCUGGAGCUGAUGCUGGACAUCCUGGUGUUCCACUCUUCCCGUCAGGAUGGCACCAACGAAUGCUCACAUAAUAACGGCAACUGUGCCCACCUCUGCCUGGCCACUCCUGCCGGUCCCAAGUGCCACUGUGCCUCCCACUACAACCUGAGCCCUGAUGGGACAAACUGUAGCUCUCCGUCUAGUUUCCUGCUCUUCAGCCAGAAGGCCAGCAUCAGCAGGACGGUUUUAGGGGAGCAGAGUCCUGACAUUGUUCUACCAAUUCACAUCACAAGAAACGUCCGGACGAUAAAAUACGAUCCCCUGGACCACCUUGUCUACUGGCUAGACGGACGACAGAACAUAAGGAGGGCCAGAGACGAUGGGACCAUGGCUUCAACUGUAGUAAGCAGCACGGCUCAGCAAGUGGACAACCAGAUCCAUGACCUCAGCCUGGACCCUUACAGUCGCCAUAUCUACUGGACCUGUGAGACGACCAACGCCAUCAACGUUCAGAGGAUGGACGGCCACAUUGUAGGAGUGGUAGUGAAAGAUGACACGGAUAAGCCCAGGGCCAUCGUGGUCAACGCUGAGAAAGGGUACAUGUACUUCACCACCACGCAAGAGCGCUCAGCUAAAAUCGAAAGAGCGAGUCUGGAUGGAACUGAGAGGGAGUCUUUAUUCACCACGGGGCUGAUCAGACCAGUCGCGCUGGCCCUGGACAACACGUUAGGAAAGCUGUUCUGGGUCGAUGCCGACCUGAAACGCAUCGAGAGCAGCGACCUGACAGGGGCCAAUCGCAUCGUCCUGCAGGAUUCCAACAUUCUUCAGCCAAUAGGAAUCACAGUUCUGGGAGAUCACCUGUACUGGAUUGACCGGCAGCAGCAGAUGAUUGAAAGAGUCAAUAAAGUGACUGGAGACGGACGCACACGCAUCCAGGGACGGAUACUAUAUCUGACAGCGAUCCAUGCUGUGGAGGAAAUGGACCCCCAGGAGUUUGCAUCCCACCCUUGUUCCCGUGACAACGGAGGCUGUUCUCACAUCUGCAUUGCAAAGGGUGAUGGAACACCUAGCUGUUCUUGUCCCAUGCACCUGGUGCUGCUGCAGGAUCUACUGCACUGUGGAGAGCCUCCUACCUGCUCCACGGAGCAAUUCACGUGCUCCACAGGAGAAAUUGACUGCAUACCCAUGGCUUGGCGCUGCGACGGUCUCGCCGAAUGCGAGGACAGCAGCGAUGAAGAAAACUGCCCCAUCUGUUCUGCCUUUCAUUUCCAGUGUGACGGAGGAAGCUGCAUCGAUGCUCAGAGACGCUGUGAUGGGGAACCCGACUGUGCUGACAAGUCUGAUGAGCAGGACUGUGAAACGAUCUGCCCUCCCACCCAGUUCCGCUGUGGGGACAACCAGUGCAUCACUAGGAAACAACAGUGUGAUAAUUACUCAGACUGCCUUGAUGGAUCAGAUGAGCUUGCUUGUGACUAUACUUCUACUUCCUCCAGCAUCGUCCCUAGUUACGAACCCACCAAUCCCAUUGGUGCGGUCAUCGCUAUCAUCCUGCUGGUGUUUGUGAUGGGUGGAGCCUGUUUUGCCUGCCAGCGUGUGGUGUGUCGACGUUACAAAGGCCCUAAUGGGACUUUCCCUCAUGAGUACAUCAGUGGAACGCCCCAUGUUCCUCUCAACUUCAUCACCCCUAGCAGCUCUCAGCAUGGCACCUACCAAGGUAUCUCUUGUGGGAAGUCCAUCAUGAGCUCGGUUAGCUUGAUGGGCAGCAGCAGCAGCAGAGCUCCUCUUUACGACAGGAACCACGUGACUGGAGCUUCGUCCAGCAGCUCCUCAUCUACCAAAGGAGUCUUUUACCCUCAGAUCCUGAACCCUCCUCCUUCUCCUGCCACUGAUCGCUCUUUCUACAACACGGAGAUCUUCUACUCAUCCAACAGUCCGUCCACCAUCAGAUCCUACAGGCCCUACCACCUGAUCCGGGGUGCUGCCCCACCAACCACCCCCUGCAGCACCGACGUCUGUGACAGCGACUACACCCCCCAUCACCCCCCAACAGCGCUGCCAUCUUCAGCGGGGUGCUGGAAGGCCUCAGGCCACGGAAAACCCAACAAGUACUACAUGGACCUCAACUCGGACUCCGACCCAUACCCUCCACCUCCGACCCCCCGCUCCCAAUACCUGUCGGCUGAAGAAAGCUGCCCCCCGUCACCUUCCACUGAACGCUCCUACUUCCACCUGUGCCCCCCUCCUCCCUCUCCCUGCACCGACUCAUCAUGACCUCACAAAAACCUGGUGGCCCAGUAAGGAACAAAGGAUGAAGGGGACUUGCCUGCUUGCUUUGGCCCGAUUCACCAGGAGAAACGUCUACGUGCCAACUCACCGUGUUGGCUGCCUCAUGUGCAACCUUAGCAAGGCACUUGGUCCAUCUAGCUCAUGUGAAGGUCGUCCAUCCUAAAUACGUUCUUUCGUCAUUCCAGUCAUUCCUAAGCUCUCAUAAGACGCGCCUGCUGGAACACCCUGAGACUUACGGAGGCGUUCCAGGACCUGUCUGCUUUGCGUCAAGGUUCAGACAGGAUUUACGUUCAACCAGCAGCUUAUUGCAUCACGCUCAUUCCAUCCGAUGAGGAAAAGCUCUUUUACUUUCUCAACACAACAGGAUUCUGAAUUCUCACCGUGCUUGCUUCACGCAGCCGGAGGUGUGGCAGCAGCAGGAGCCUUUAGUUCAUUCCAGCCCACAUGAAUCAGUGUGGUGGUGUGAUUCUGUAACCGUCCGUUAGCUAACAAACGUGUGUGUGUGUGUGUGUGUGUGUGUGUGUGUGUGUGUGUGUGUGUGUGUGUGUGUGUGUGUGCGUGUGUGUGCGUGUGAAAAAUGAACGAAUGGACAGAAGUAAAUGGCCUGUAUUUGAUAUAGCUUCUCCUAGAGUCCCCCUAGGUGCUUUAUAACACAACCGGUGUUACCCACACACAUUCACACCCUGGUGGUGAUGAGCUACAAUGUAGCCACAGCUGCCCACAGGUAGCACCGGUCUUUCCGACCACCACCAGCAAGUACCGUAAGGACAAAGCAUCAAACUGAGCGGGGAUCAAACCUGCAACCAUCCGAUAACGGGGGGAACAGUCCUCUGCCACCGUUGCCAAGGACAACAGUGCAGCUUGUCUCCACAGCUGAUCCAAAACCAACACCCAGUAGGUCCAUCCCAUAAUCCUCUCCUGAAACCAGCUGAUAUAUGUUCUGUUGUACGUUAGUGAAGUCUGACUGGAGGGUGGGAAGUGAACCUCUUCCAUCACGUCUGACUCGUGUCAUGUUUGCUGCUAUCAAGUAAAUGAUGAGUCAGGUUUAGACCGCGGCCCAAAUCAUCAUGCUGACAGCAUGUCAGGAAGCUAUUCUACUCUUAGUAACACAUGCCUUCUAUAGCUACGUGUUUAUUAGUAUUAUCCUCGUCGUUUAAUGGUGUUGUGUUUAAAGUGUGAGGCCACAUGUGGCUUGAAGGAGUCAUCUGCCGAAUCGUUGGUUUCAGAAUCAAGUGAAGGUCCCAGUAUCCAUCUUCAUCCUCCAAUCCACUGUCUCUCAGGUUUUUGCAUUUUGGACACAAAAAUGUCGCCGACCAUCGUUGAGUGGAUAAGCUAAGGAGGUGUUAGUAGUGCACCUGCAGCAGGUGAGACGUCUGCUGUGGAGGAAACUCUCAGACACACAAACCCAGAAGCAUUUUAACCAUUCAGUUCUUACGACGACAGGUAGGAGGCGCUCAAUCAUUGGCGUUGGCAGCCAUCUUUGCUGGUUACUUCCCGUACUCCUUUUUUUAAUUAGGAAUAUGCUAAAUCAACACAAGCAUCUCGUAGAGGUACACAAAUGUGCAGCAAAGAAACGGCACAAAAAAGGGACAUCCAGCUGAACACACACACAGGAAGGCUACCUAAAAAAGAGAAGGGGAGCAUUAACUCAAUAUACAGGAGAUAUAUUUUCAUCACGCUCUGAUUUAAGGUCUCAAGGAGGAGUGAUAAAGUCUAAAUUCACUCAAAAAAUGAUGACCUCCUGUACUCCUGAGUGGUGACUUUAUCCUGGUUAGCUGCAGCAGUCUGCAUGGACACUGGGCAGUAAACCUGCUCUCAUUACAGCCGUGGAAAUGACACUCAUCACUUUUUAUAUCAAAACAUUUUAUAUAAUAAAGCUUUUAUUUUAAGAAA